Molecule: messenger RNA, 510 nt
Organism: Halichondria panicea
Lineage: Eukaryota; Metazoa; Porifera; Demospongiae; Suberitida; Halichondriidae
Exons: 3
Coding region: 16-399 (127 amino acids)
Source: RefSeq, a predicted model, not a curated record
ACACACAGGAAGCAGAUGACGUCAGUAGCUCAGCGUAUGAAUGCUAAUCGAGAGGCUCGUAAACGUGGUGGUGGUAUGACCCGAACCUUCUCCCCCCUCACUCCUAUCAUACAGCGCCUCUACAGCAAGUCAGAUGAGGCUGAUAGCAAGAGUGAGAGGUCCUCCAGGAGCCAGAGACACACAGAAGAUGCUAGGAGAUCGGCUCCGAAAGUCAAGUUCUCUAAAACUAUUACCGAGUUUCCAGACUACAGUCGCUAUGACAACCCGACAGAGAUCAAAUCAGUAUCAAGCCCAGGUCAAAGUCCAUCCCAUAGUCACCAUGGCAAGUUGGACGGGGACUCGCUGAGGGUCAAAGGUGAAAGCUCGGAACACAAUUCUAGGAAAUCAUCAGAAAAAUAAUUAUUAUUAGCAUAGCACAAACUGUUCAUUAUUUUUAUUGCAUUGUUUUUAUACUCAAGAUUUGUAUGUUACUAAUGAUAUAGUGUCAUUUGCCAUAUGCACAGUGUGUAA